AUGGUAUUGAAUUUGGUGGAAAUCGAUCCACGAUCAGUCCUUCGUUGUAUAGGAAAUGUGUCUCAAGUAGAAUUUCCAAGUGACAGUAUAGCUUUGAUCAUAUGUAUGGAUGAAAAUGCUGAUGAGUUGGGACGCUAUGAAACUUCUUUGGAAAUACUCAAACAUAAGAGCGACGUCUGCUCAUCGUAUUUUGGAAGAUGGGCAGGGAAUCAAAAUAAUGAAAUUCGAAUUACGGGCAAACCAGAGUUAAUGGAGAUGUUCUUAUCUUUUUGUUGCGAUCACUGUUUACGUUCAAAUUUGAGCAUACAAGAAUUAAUGGAAUUAUUGGUAUUUGCCGAUAAGCUGAUAUGCAAAAGUUUCUUCAACGCGGUCAUGAAAGAACUGUUCAGACCACCAUUUGAAAUGUCGAAUCUGCGAGACCUUUUUACUUUAGCUCGUUAUCUAUCAUCUAUGGAGCUAUAUCAAAGUCUGAGUGAACUUUGGGCAGCAAUGUUUCCAAUACUUCUGGAAAAUGAAUUUGUUAAUGAACUGUUACUCGGUGAAAUUGCAUAUAUUGAAGAUGCUUUUCGUUCACAUGCUUUGCAGAAUAUAGCCCACACUGUGGAUAUGUUUGAAUCAGAGAUAAAAAAAACUGGUGGUUCCAAAACAAACUGUAAGAAAUAUCAUUGUGGAUGUAAUGGCAGUUCUGAAAGAACCGAUGGAUAUGAAGUCAUUAAUAAAUUUCUGCAAAACUGUAAAGACUAA
Brugia pahangi is the source of this 744-nucleotide messenger RNA. NCBI's taxonomy places the organism in Eukaryota, Metazoa, Nematoda, Chromadorea, Rhabditida, Onchocercidae. The record is from the annotation of a GenBank genome assembly.